AUGGCCCCCGACCUCAACGAUGACCAAGACUUGCCUCAGGUCGACGAGACCGCCGAUGGACUGCCUAACGACGUCAAUACCGUCUAUGGCGCUCAUUGUCCAAUGCCUGUUCCAGCUCAUGGACCCAACCCCACUGCUCCAAGCAAUGCCAUACACCAGGAGAAGACGAAGACACACAAGAAGCCACCAAAAACGUGCAAGAUGGUAGAGGCUUCUGGUCUGGAUCCUGAUGGCAAUGAACUCACAGACACUGAAGACUAUAUCGAUCUUCCAAGUCUCAGUCAUAGUUGGCAGUUGAACCAGAUCAAAUGCUGUGCGCAAACUGUUGGCACUAGUUUGAGACAGUCCUGGCGUUGGGUUCCCGAUAUUGGCAGCCCGCACUUCAAGCAUCAAUUGCUCGCCGGAGCAGACAAGAGCCCUACCGGAAUCAUCUAUGAUCCGAACAACUUUCAAGUGGAUUUGGCGCACAUCGAGAGUAUAUGGUGGGCCGAGGAAACACUCAAGGUUGACAUCGUUUUCCAGGACAGUGGCGAGCCGAGAGAAGACCUCUUGCUAGAGUUCAGGUGCAAAAACAACAGGGACCUGUUUCUGGGCUUUUGCCGUGCCCAGGCCAUCUAUCUGUACCGCACUGAUGCGUGGGUCUCCUGUCCCUGCACAGAUACGUAA
This is a messenger RNA of Colletotrichum spaethianum, 666 nucleotides long. RefSeq lists its product as uncharacterized. NCBI's taxonomy places the organism in Eukaryota, Fungi, Ascomycota, Sordariomycetes, Glomerellales, Glomerellaceae. The transcript is spliced from 2 exons. Bases 1 to 666 code for a protein of 221 amino acids. The record is from RefSeq and is a predicted model, not a curated record.